GUACUGUAGUAGAGGUGUGUGCAAUUACAUAAUCGGCAGGAGCCUUGGCACGGUUAACCGUAGGAAAUGUGCGGGAGUUGCCUAAAGAGGACAAUUAAGUGCCAAGAUAGAUAUUUGAAAGGAUGCGUCACCCAAACACUGUCAUUAAUUUACACGAGUCCGCGCCACCUUAUUACCACCCACUCUACGCGUUGCUCCCUCAACACCAGCAUCUUUCCUCUCUCUUUCGUGUUGACCAAGUUUUCCAUUAAUCGCACCCGACCACGGCAUCUUGGAAUCUUAGAAAUAAUGGCGAUUAACCCCUGCACCCCUGGUGCUCUGCAAAGGGUCUUUGAGGCGGAUACCCCCACACCAGCUAGCUUCCCGAAUCCUAUUCUUCAGGUGCUUCAAAUCAAAUCACUCGCCGCUCAACCUAGUGCCCCAGAACGGUCAGUUCUCUUUGCUAUCGACGUGAUUCCGGGACUCUGCUGAUCCUGUGUGUUCUCAGUUACCGGGUUGUGUUCUCAGACACUCAAAAUUUCAUCCAGUCUAUGCUUGCUACCCGUAUGUACUUGGUGUUUGCCUCUGGUGCCGACUAUUGAGCUAACGGAAUCUGCAGAGGCAACGGCUCAUGUGCUGGAUGGAUCAAUCGAGAAAGGCUGCUUUGUCCAACUAACAAACUAUCAGGCAAAUAGGGUCAAGGAGAAGAAGUGUGUUAAUCUCACCCCUGUGGUAACAUUGUCGAGCAUCUAACACGGAGACAGGAUCCUUAUCGUUAUUGGACUGGAGGUCCUCACCCAGUACGGAAAGCAGGAGAAAAUCGGGGAGCCCGUUCCAUUAGAGGCAUCUCAACGCCCACAAACACUUGAUCGGGCCAGAGCGGCUCAGAAUGAAAAGGCUUCUCCUACAUCAUUUUAUGGAAAUAGGCCCGCGCCUGCUCCUGCUGAACAGAGAGGUGUUCCGGCCAGGCAGGCACAGCCCACCACCACCGUGCGCCCAUCGGCCCCGAGCACUGCACGUCCGAAUAUCUACCCCAUCGAGAGUCUCUCGCCUUACCAGAAUAGGUGGACGAUCAGAGCUAGAGUCACUUACAAGUCUCCGAUCAAGCUCUGGCACAAUUCGAAUCGUGACGGGAGGCUAUUUAACGUCUCUCUCAUUGACGAGAGUGGCGAGAUUCGUGCCACCGGAUUCAACGAUCAGGUGGAUUCAUUCUACGAGAUGCUCCAGGAGGGGCAAAUCUACUAUAUUUCGAACUGCAAAGUCAAUCUUGCAAAGAAGCAGUACUCCAAUAUCAAUAACGAAUAUGAAUUAGCCUUCGAGCGUAUUACUGAGAUUGAGAAGGUUGCAUCCGAUGUUUGGGAAUUACGGGUUUAGCUGGCUAAUGAUGGUUUAGUGCAAUGAUGCAGAUGAUGGUCUUCCUAGGGCGCGGUUCAACUUUAUCCAAUUCUCCGAACUAGAGGGUAUUCAAAACGACGGCAUCAUCGAUAUUAUUGGUGUCAUCAAGGAGGUUGAUGAUGUCGCGACAUUACUGUCAAAGAACACGCAGAAGUCAUACACGAAGCGGGAUGUCACUUUGGUUGACAAGUCUGGAUAUUCUAUCCGCAUUACUAUUUGGGGUAAAACCGCUGAGGAUUGGGAGACGCAGCCGGAUGAGAUUGUGGCGUUCAAAGGUGUGAAGGUCAGCGACUAUGGUGGUCGAAGUCUAGGCAUGCUACAUAGCUCUACCAUGACUGUCAAUCCCGACAUCGAUGAAUCUCACGCGCUUCGCGGUUGGUACGAUGGGCAGGGGCACGGAGAAACAUUCCAAAGUUACUAUCCCGGCUCCUCAUCAGUCAGUACCAAUGACCCCUACAAGACUUUGUCACAGAUCCGCGAUGAAAACCUCGGCAUGGGAGAAGAACCCGAUAUCUUCACUACCAAGGCGACAAUUGUUUAUAUCAAAAAUGACAAUUUUUCGUACCCUGCUUGCCUAACUCCAAAAUGCAACAAAAAGGUUGUCGACCUUGCUGAAGGGCAAUGGAAGUGUGAUAAGUGUGACGUUACCCACCCCAAGCCUCGGUAUAGGUGAGUCAAUCAAUAUUAUUCCCCCUCCGAAUUUCCCGGACCUUUCUAUUAUUGUGUAUUCACGGAAUGCUAGGUAUAUCAUGGCAAUUUCCUGCAGCGAUGCCUUUGGCUUGGCUUGGUUCAGUUGCUUCGAUGAUGUUGGAACCAUGAUCAUGGGGAUGACGGCAGAUGAGCUUGUCGAGCUCAGUCAGUCCAGUGGGCCUGCCUUUACUGAUGCGUUUUCGCAAGCAAAUUGCAAAGCGUACGUCUUCAGAUGCCGUGCGAAAAUGGAUGUCUUUCAGGACCAGCAGAGGGUCAGAUAUCAAGUUUUGAGUGCGGCCCCCGUGAAUUUUGCGUUGGAGGCACACAAAUUGAUUGGCCAAAUCAAACUCUAUUAAGUUUGGUUAGGCUUGGGAGCCUUGGAUAGCUGUAGCACUUUUCCUUCGUUUUUUUCCCAACUAAUCCAUCGAUGUCUGGACUAGUAUUUUGUACUCUAUAAUUAUGUCACGUUGUAAACGGAAUCUGAAUGAUCAAAAUUUUAUCAUGGUUUCUUGUCCCUCAAGACCU
Tuber aestivum (summer truffle) is the source of this 2589-nucleotide messenger RNA. The record is from the annotation of a GenBank genome assembly. NCBI's taxonomy places the organism in Eukaryota, Fungi, Ascomycota, Pezizomycetes, Pezizales, Tuberaceae.